This is a messenger RNA of Macadamia integrifolia, 1239 nucleotides long. RefSeq names its product COMPASS-like H3K4 histone methylase component WDR5B. The record is from RefSeq and is a predicted model, not a curated record. Gene Ontology annotation, cellular component: Set1C/COMPASS complex. Gene Ontology annotation, molecular function: histone binding. The transcript has 2 exons. Lineage: Eukaryota; Viridiplantae; Streptophyta; Magnoliopsida; Proteales; Proteaceae. Bases 122 to 1072 code for a protein of 316 amino acids.
AGGAAGGUGAAAUUAGAAGGUUUUAGUUUUUUGGGUAACAAGGUGAUAUUAGAAGUUGAGCGCAGACCUUUCUCAUUACCAGAUCGCAGAGCAAGUCGGUGUUCGUGUUGAUGAUCUGGGAAUGGCGAGUGGAGGUGGGAGCCAACCUCCUCCGUCACCACCUUACCGACCAUACCGGCUCUUCCGAACCCUAACUGCACACACCAGAGCCGUAUCGUGCGUGAAGUUCUCCAACGACGGAACUCUCCUUGCCUCCGCCUCUCUUGACAGAACCCUAAUCGUGUGGUCUUCCCAAACCCUAGCCCUUCAAUCCCGCCUGACUGGCCAUUCGGAAGGCGUAUCAGACCUCGCCUGGUCCUCAGACUCCCACUACAUCUGCUCCGCCUCUGACGACCGAACACUUCGUAUUUGGGAUGCUCGCUCCGCCGAGUGCGUCAAAACCCUCCGUGGUCACUCUGGCUUCGUCUUCUGCGUCAAUUUCAAUCCUCAGUCUAAUCUUAUCGUCUCCGGCUCCUUUGAUGAGACAGUCCGCGUCUGGGACGUCAAGACCGGCCGCUGCGUCCACGUUAUUCGUGCCCAUUCCGACCCCGUCACUUCCGUUCACUUCAUCAGAGACGGGUCCAUCAUCGUUUCUGGAAGCCAUGACGGUUCCUGCAAGAUCUGGGAUGCCGCCACAGGUUCUUGCCUGAAGACCCUCAUCGAUGAUAAGGUCCCCGCCGUUUCCUUCGCCAAGUUUUCCCCCAAUGGCAAAUUCAUUCUCGUCGCUACGCUCGAUGAUACUCUUAAACUUUGGAACUAUUCUACAGGGAAGUUUUUGAAGAUCUACACUGGCCAUGUCAAUAAAGUGUACUGCAUAACCUCUACGUUUUCUGUCACGAAUGGGAAGUACAUAGUUAGUGGAUCAGAGGAUCAUUGUAUCUACUUGUGGGAUCUGCAAGGGAAGAAUAUGAUUCAGAAACUAGAAGGCCACACUGAUACUGUCAUCUCUGUGUCAUGCCACCCCACUGAGAACAAGAUUGCUUCUGCGGGCCUAGACAAUGAUAGAACUAUUAGGAUCUGGGUUCAAAAUUAAUGAAACUAUUACAGGCCAUAUGUAUUCAACACACAAAUACUAGUACAUGGAUUUAGUUUAGUUUCUUUGCUUAUAUUUAUGUACAUUUCUCAAUAGAUAUUUCAUUCCAGAUUUUUCAAUUAAAAUUUGUUUUAUGAGAAUAUUUCAAUUAGAAUUGAUUCAUUGGA